AUGUCCAAGCAAAAUCAUGACGUUCCGUUAGCUCACCUGGUGCAUGACAAGCCAUUUAGUCAUCUGAACUGCUCCCCCUCACACCAAGGCACAGCUGAGCAGCUGCCCAACGUCCCCAGCUACUACAUCACUGCUGCCUCCCGCAUACCUGUCCUUGUCGCCAGAAAGCAAAAGGCUGGGGUGAUAAACUCCAGUUUUCUGAAGGAAGAUGCCUCCCUCUCUCACACACGGGGACGACCAUCAGGGAGCUAUCCCACUGUGAACAUCAACAUGGAUUCUAAGAAUUGCUCUUCAGGGUUGCCAGUACUUGCCCGGUAUGCUCAAACCUUGCCUCCAAGGAAAUCCCAAAGCCUUGCAGUGCCUGUCAUAGCCAUGGCUGCCAAGAGGAGGAAAUGUUUCUCCCAAGAGGACAAUGUGAAGGAGCUGAGAGCGCCAUCUCCAAUCCAGUCCCCAGUCAAAGCUUGGCCAAACCAGUUCAGUCCACAGAGAGAACCCCAUAGUUUGCCAGAACGCAGCAGCUCAACAGCAAGCCAAAACAGUGCAGUUAUCAAUGACCGUCUGCAAGAACUGGUGCGACUCUUCAAGGACCGAACAGAGAAAGUGAAAGAGAAACUGAUUGACCCAGAUGCUUCCUCUGAUGAGGAAAGCCCAGUGGCAUCACCUUCUAAAGAAAAACCUGCAGAGGUAAAAAGGGAAGAAGUUAAGAAAGAUGAGAAAGUGCCUCGUCCCUUCUGUGUGAAAAAAAUGGACUUCCCCAGCAGCAUUGACCCUCUUACCAAUCUGAUGUACGUCUUCUGGCUCUUCAUUGUGGUUAUGGCAUGGAAUUGGAACUGCUGGCUGAUUCCAGUCCGCUGGGCUUUCCCAUAUCAAACACCUGGAAAUGUUUAUUACUGGAUGACUGUGGACUACCUGUGUGACCUCAUCUACCUUCUGGACAUCACCAUCUUUCAAGUCCGCCUGCAGUUUGUCCAAAGAGGAGAUAUCAUAACUGAUAAAAAGGCCAUGAGAAAGAAGUACCUGAAGUCACGCCGUUUCAAGAUGGAUGUAAUCUGCCUUCUUCCACUGGAUUUCCUUUACUUCAAAGUUGGUGUGCAUUCUCUCUUGCGUUUGCCUCGCUGUUUAAAGUACAUGGCCUUCUUUGAGUUUAACAAUCGGCUUGAAUCUAUUCUGAGCAAGGCAUAUGUUUACAGAGUGAUAAGGAUCACAGCCUACUUGCUAUUCAGCUUACAUGUGAAUGCCUGUUUAUAUUACUGGGCAUCCUCUUCCCAAGGACUGGGGUCUACUGCAUGGGCCUACAACGGAAAAGGAAACAGUUAUAUCCGCUGUUAUUACUGGGCUGUCAAGACUUUAAUAACAAUUGGAGGACUCCCAGACCCACACACCCUCUUUGAGAUCAUCUUUCAGCUGCUCAAUUACUUCACAGGCGUCUUUGCUUUCUCCGUUAUGAUUGGCCAGAUGAGAGAUGUUGUUGGGGCUGCCACUGCUGGGCAAACAUACUAUCGGAGCUGUAUGGACAACACGGCAAAAUAUAUGACUUUGUACAAAAUCCCCCGUUCUGUUCAGAAUAGAGUCAAAACGUGGUAUGAAUACACCUGGCACUCUCAAGGCAUGCUGGAUGAAUCAGAGCUGCUGAUGCAGUUACCAGACAAGAUGAAGUUGGACAUUGCUGUUGAUGUGAACUAUGACAUUGUUAGCAAGGUGCCACUGUUUCAGGGCUGCGAUCGGCAAAUGAUUUUUGACAUGCUGAAGAGGCUUAGAUCGGUGGUGUAUUUGCCUAAUGACUAUGUGUGCAAGAAGGGGGAAAUUGGCCGAGAGAUGUACAUCAUUCAAGCUGGGCAAGUCCAGGUGCUUGGAGGACCUGAUGGGAAGACGGUGCUUGUGAUGUUGAAAGCAGGAUCUGUCUUUGGAGAAAUAAGCUUACUAGCUGUGGGAGGUGGAAAUCGGCGCACAGCCAAUGUUGUCGCUCAUGGAUUUACAAACCUUUUCAUUUUGGACAAAAAAGAUUUGAAUGAAAUUUUAGUGCAUUAUCCUGAGUCUCAGAAGCUCCUAAGGAAGAAGGCCAGGAGAAUGUUGAAAAACAACAGCAAGCCAAAGGAUGAAAAAGGCAGAGCAAAGGACAUUCUCGUUAUUCCCCCAAGAGCUGGGACGCCUAAGCUCUUCCAUGCUGCCCUAUUUGCUGCAGGAAGGAUGGGAGGCAAAGGACGGUUGGCUCAUAUCAGAUGGAAACUGAAAGAGCUGAAGGCAAUGCAGGCUGUCAGUUCCACUCCAGUUCUACCUAAAUCAUCAGGCAGUCAUACCUCAUCAGCUGGUUCCCAGAAAUUGGAUUACUGCAGAAUGGAGAAGAUUGUUCGAAAGUGUUCAGAUGACUCUGUUAUGGUUUGCAUGAGUCCAACACCUAAAGAUAAUGAACAGAUUCCCUCUGUAGAGAUUCUAGACAAGGAUGAAACUAUGAAGAAAACUCCAUCUAACUAAUCACCUGAGGACGCUGUCAUAAACUAUAGCCUGAGGAAGGCACUUCUGUGACUAUGGUUCACUGCAGGAGCAAAUAGGCUUCAGCCAUUCACAAUGUAGCCUCCAGUGUUGUACAAUUAGAACAAAAGAUAGCUGCAAAUUAAUCUCUUUUUACAAUAGCCUAGAAUCUUUUGCAUUCAGUUUUACUGAGCAUAAGAAGAAUUGCAGCUAAAAUCACAGGGAAUAUUCAGCCUUACAGUAAGGAAGCCUUGCAAUAAUCAGCAUUGGCUUACAUGAAAUAAUACUGGAUUUGCAAAGGUUCUAAAUGUUCAGUGAAUAUUUGUUUGCAUAAAAUAUCCAUGUAGUUUUUUCCAUUUCUAAUGUCUUCCCCAUUUUAACAAGGGGGUCAGAAAUCAAUAAAAAGAGGUGAUCAAGAAGAAUAGGUUUGAAAGUUAGCCUCCCAUAGGAAGGCGCCCCCCAACAUUAUUAGGUAAUUUGUUCAAGUGCAGAUAGGGGGUUAAUAAUGCCAAUCUACUUUGCUGAGGUUCAGAAGUCAUUGCCUUUUGUGCUAGGUUUGAGGGAUGUGGCAAAAAUGGUACUCCUGACUCUGGCUGAUCUUUUUGUCAAACAUGAAAAGAAGAAAAUGUGGUAAGUUUAAUGCUGAAAUCUGUAUUUAUUUGGUAGACGGCUGGAUUUCUGUAUCGAACUGAUUCAUUGCAGUCCCAGGAAAAUCUACACAUUAUUUGCUUGGUCUGUCCCCAGCAGUAAUAGGGGUUUAGCCUUGUCCUACUAAACUGGCAUUAUUUUCUCUUAUUUCUGUUAGCCCGAAUGACUUGGAGUUCUUGUGU
Molecule: messenger RNA, 3299 nt
Organism: Rhineura floridana
Lineage: Eukaryota; Metazoa; Chordata; Lepidosauria; Squamata; Rhineuridae
Gene: CNGB1
Product: cyclic nucleotide gated channel subunit beta 1
Exons: 18
Coding region: 1-2472 (823 amino acids)
Biological process (GO): retina homeostasis; monoatomic cation transmembrane transport
Cellular component (GO): intracellular cyclic nucleotide activated cation channel complex; photoreceptor outer segment; plasma membrane
Molecular function (GO): protein-containing complex binding; intracellularly cAMP-activated cation channel activity; intracellularly cGMP-activated cation channel activity
Source: RefSeq, a predicted model, not a curated record